AUGGGAAGAGCACCUUGUUGUGACAAAAUGGGCUUGAAGAAGGGUCCUUGGACAGCUGAAGAGGAUGAGAUUCUUGUCAACUUUAUCAAGAAAAAUGGUGGUCAUGGAAGUUGGCGUUCUCUUCCCAAGUUGGCAGGUCUUCUUCGUUGUGGUAAGAGUUGCCGGCUAAGAUGGACAAACUACCUGAGACCUGAUAUUAAACGUGGUCCCUUUACACUUGAGGAAGAAAAGCUAGUCAUACAGCUUCAUGCUAUCCUUGGAAAUAGGUGGGCUGCUAUAGCAUCUCAACUAGCAGGAAGAACAGACAAUGAGAUAAAGAACCUAUGGAACACCCACUUGAAGAAACGUCUCAUUUGCAUGGGACUUGACCCACAAACCCAUGAGCCAUUGAACUCUUCAAAUUACCCAAUUAACAAAACAAAUGCAUCCAUUUCAACUCGCCACAUGGCUCAAUGGGAGAGUGCAAGGCUUGAGGCAGAGGUCAGGCUCUCUAGGGAAUCAUCAUUGUUCAACAACACUUGUUCCUUUCCCCACAAACCUGAUUCUGACUAUUUCCUACGCAUUUGGAACUCUGAAAUUGGACAAUCUUUUCGUGAUGUGCACAAAUCAUCUGACAAAAGUAGCAUUUCUCUAGGAUCAUGUUCCAACAAAUGUGGGUCAGUAUCUGCCACUACAACGGAUUUGGCUUCUAACCCAGUUGGAUCCUCAACCGCAGCAAGCACAGUCAAAGAAGGUUUGGAAUGGGGUGAGAGAAAAAUUGGCUCUGAUUCAUCAUGCUCUAGUGAAUUAGAAGACUCAUGUGACACUUCAUUACAGCUCUUGUUAGAUUUUCCUAUUAACAAUGAUAUGAGCUUCUUAGAAUGA
Messenger RNA from Abrus precatorius (Indian licorice), 864 nucleotides. RefSeq names its product transcription factor MYB41-like. The record is from RefSeq and is a predicted model, not a curated record. The coding region runs from base 1 to 864 and encodes 287 amino acids. The transcript is spliced from 3 exons. Lineage: Eukaryota; Viridiplantae; Streptophyta; Magnoliopsida; Fabales; Fabaceae.